AUGUAUCUAUCCCAAACUGAAGUCAGAUUUGUGAAUACUAUUUCAUCAUUUACAUAUUGCCACUCGAAUACGCAGUUCCAAUUUGGAAAUAACACUCGACUGAUUUGUAACAUUUCUCUCUCUCUCUUUCUUUAUCUAUUCUACACUUGUUAUCUAUCUAUCUAUCCAUCUGUCUCCUACACUUUCUGCCUGUCUAUCUAUCUAUCUAUCUAUCUAUCUAUCUGUUCUACAUUUUCUGUCUGGCUAUCUCUCUCUAUCUAUUUAUCUAUCCUGCUCUUUGUAUCUAUAUAUCCUUCUCUUCGCAUCUAUCUAUCUAUCUAUCUAUCUAUCUAUCCUUCUCUUUGCAUCAAUCUAUUUUACACUUUCUCUCACUAUCUAUACUUUCUGUCUAUAUAUCUAUACACAUAUUUCUGUCCAUCUAUUCUGCUCUUUGCAUCUAUCUAUCUAUCUAUCUAUCUAUCUAUCUAUCUGACUGUCUGUUCUGCUAUUUGUAUCUAUCCAUCUACAGGUAGAAAAGUACAGAAAGCCAUCAAUAUAAAUAUAUAG
Molecule: messenger RNA, 546 nt
Organism: Acanthosepion pharaonis
Lineage: Eukaryota; Metazoa; Mollusca; Cephalopoda; Sepiida; Sepiidae
Source: the annotation of a GenBank genome assembly